GGUAGGCUGUGGCGUUCCAAUGUGUGUGUUGCAGAGUCAAAGGAAACUAUGGCCACCGUAGUUGCUGUCAGUCCCAGUGAAUACCUCCAGCCCUCUACCACCACCACACAGGACAGUCAACCUUCCCCUUUGGCCCUGCUGGCGGCCACCUGCAGUAAGAUUGGACCCCCCGCCGCCCAAGCCCCCGCAGCUACGCCGCCGGCACAGCCGCAGCCUCGCCGCCUGCUCCCCAUCAAGCCGGCCCCCAUCGCGCCGGCGCCCCCCAAGAACCUUGGUUUCCUCCAGGCCAAGGGCAAUGUAAUUCAGCUCCCCGCCGGCCUGGGUGCUAGCUCCCCCGGCAGCCCCAUAGUGCUCACCAUACAGCAGACCCCGGGCCGGCCCAGCUCCCAGGGCCCUACCAAUAUCCAGUACCAGGUGAUGCCACAGAUCCCAGGGGCACAGACUAUCCAGGUGAUGCCUCAAGGGGGCCAGAUCCAGCUCAUACCGGGCACCAACCAGGCCUUCAUCACCACCCCCAUGUCGGUUCCGGCCCAGGCGGCCGCUGCCCCCGUCACCACCCCUAUACCUUCACCAAAGACUGUCGCCAUUAAACCCUCGCCCAAAAUGAAGAAGUCGAGCACCACAAAUGUUGUGCAGUUACCCGGCGGACUCACACUGCCGCUUAAUGUGGCAACGGGCGAGGUCGGCGGUGCACAGAUCGUAACCGAGACAUCGGCAGUGGCGCCCAUUGUCGUGGGAAAACAGCGACGAGGCAGGAAGAAGAAAGUGACGCUGCCCGCUCAAGCGCCGCCUCCAGCGCCGCCGCCGCCGCCCCCGCAACCUACAUCACCACCCCCGGAGCAAUUGGAGACCAUCUUGAUAGAAACUGCUGACAACAUCAUUCAGGCGGGAAACAACUUACUGAUAGUGCAGAGUCCCGGCCAGCCGGCGGUGGUCCAGCAGGUGCAGCUGGUGCCGUCCAAGCAGGACCCUCCGGUGGUUCAGAUCCCCCAGCAGGCCCUGAAGGUGGUUCAGGCCGCCUCUGCCUCGCUGCCUCCGGUCCCGCAAAGACAGUCGCCCGUGCCCUCGGGCCUGCAGGUGGCGUCACCAGAUACGGCGCCACCACAGAUCUUUUACAAGACUGGUGCCGGUGAGUGGCGGUCCGUACAACUCCAAGACACCGUCUCUACGCCGUCGACACCCACCACUCCGGUUGCCACCCCCGCCUCGCCGCUCCCAACCGCCGCAGCUGUCAAGAAGACGACUACAGGCGGCAGGAAAGAGCGCACCUUGGCAAAGAUCGCGCCGGCGGGAGGGAUGAUGGCGCUGAACUCGUCGCAGCUGUCGUCAACACAGGCAGUACAGACCAUCAGCAUCAACGGCGUACAAGUACAGGGAGUUCCUGUUACCAUCACCAAUGCAGGAGGCCAGCAGCACUUGACCGUGCAGACAAUGCAGGGCGGCAGCCUCCAGUUGGCAGGUGUGGCGGCUCAGGGCCAGCCCACCAUCCAUGUGGACCAGACGCUGACGCUUGAACUUCCUGGACACACUAGCGAAAAAAAGAGGCGCAUGGCCUGCACAUGUCCCAACUGUAAAGACGCGGAGAAACGGCCGGGCGACAUGGGCAAGCGGAAGCACAUCUGUCACUUUCCCGGAUGUGAGAAGACCUUCCGCAAGACGUCGCUGCUGCGAGCGCACGUUCGCCUGCACACGGGCGAGCGGCCGUUCGUCUGCAACUGGGUUUUCUGCGGCAAACGUUUCACGCGCAGUGAUGAGUUGCAGCGGCAUGCCAGAACGCACACAGGAGACAAACGCUUUGAGUGCAACCAGUGUCAGAAGCGCUUCAUGAGGAGCGACCACCUGACCAAGCAUUACAAGACGCACAUAAAUACCAAGAACCUGUGA
This is a messenger RNA of Nerophis lumbriciformis (worm pipefish), 1884 nucleotides long. NCBI's taxonomy places the organism in Eukaryota, Metazoa, Chordata, Actinopteri, Syngnathiformes, Syngnathidae. The record is from RefSeq and is a predicted model, not a curated record.